AUGGUGGAGCGGGGAGACUCGGCGCCGCUGCUGCGCUGGGCCCAGGGCCCCGCCGUCUCUCCGCCGCAGGCCCCGGAGCUGCAGGCUGGAGGCCGGGGCUGGGGCAGCGGCGGGGGCGGCCGGCCGGCCGCGGAGCUGCCCAGGAGGCGGGAGCCCGAGGAGCUGGGCGCCUCCGAGGUGCUGCUGCAGCCCGGGCGCCUGGAGCUGGGCGACGUGGAGGAGGACCAGGUGGUGGCCGUGUUCGUGGUCACCUUCGAUCCCCGCUCGGGGAACAUGGUGGAAUGGUGCCUACCUCAAGAUAUUGACCUUGAAGGUGUUGAGUUCAAGUCUAUGGCCAGUGGGUCCCAUAAAAUUCAGUCGGACUUCAUCUAUUUCCGAAAGGGGCCGUUCUUUGGCCUGGCCUGCUUCGCCAACAUGCCUGUGGAGAGUGAGCUGGAGCGCGGCGCCCGAAUGAAGUCUGUGGGCAUCCUCUCUCCGUCCUACACCCUGCUUUACCGGUACAUGCACUUCCUGGAGAACCAGGUUCGACACCAGCUGGAGACGCCGGGACAUUACUCCCAUCUGGCUGCAUUCUACGAGGACAAGAAAGGGGUGCUCCAUGCCGGUCCGGGGAGAGGCAGCAGCCUGCCCCCCGUCUACUGGCUGCCUUCUAUCCACCGAUACAUGUAUCCCGAGAUGAAGAUCACACACCCAGCUGGCUGCAUGUCUCAGUUUAUCAAGUUCUUUGGAGAACAGAUUCUCAUCCUUUGGAAAUUUGCCUUACUUCGAAAGCGCAUUUUGAUAUUUUCUCCCCCUCCUGUGGGUGUCGUAUGCUAUAGAGUGUACUGCUGCUGCUGUCUGGCCAACGUCUCCCUGCCGGGCAUCGGGGGCACCGUUCCUGAGUCCAAGCCCUUCUUCUAUGUGAACGUGGCUGACAUCGAGAGCCUGGAGGUAGAGGUGUCCUAUGUGGCCUGCACCACAGAGAAGAUUUUCGAGGAGAAGCGGGAACUGUAUGAUGUCUAUGUGGAUAACCAGAACGUGAAGACACACCACGACCACCUGCAGCCCUUGCUGAAGAUCAACAGUGCUGACCGCGAGAAGUACCGGCGGCUCAACGAGCAGAGGCAGAUGCUGCUAUACUCCCAGGAGGUGGAAGAAGAGUACAACCCCUGUGAGGAGGACCUCUUCGUGCUGUUUUUCCUAGAGCAAAACAACCGGAUAUUUCAGACUUUGCUGGAGGUGUCCGCCAGUCAAGAUAAAACCCUGACCGCUGAGCAUGCCCGCGGCAUGGGUCUAGACCCGCAAGGGGACCGGAGCUUUCUGAUGGACCUGCUGGAGGCCUACGGCAUCGACGUCAUGUUGGUCAUCGACAACCCCUGUUGCCCCUAG
Messenger RNA from Odobenus rosmarus divergens (Pacific walrus), 1368 nucleotides. It is a transcript of the gene DENND11, whose product is annotated as KIAA1147 ortholog. NCBI's taxonomy places the organism in Eukaryota, Metazoa, Chordata, Mammalia, Carnivora, Odobenidae. The record is from RefSeq and is a predicted model, not a curated record. Bases 1 to 1368 code for a protein of 455 amino acids. Gene Ontology annotation, cellular component: cytoplasm. The transcript has 9 exons.